CUCCCGGUGUUCAUAGUCAAGGCUUGCUUUAACCUAAGAAGACUCUAACCCAGGAAUAUUUACUGAGAAAGCGAAGUUAAACUGAUACACACUACAAUGUAGCAUAAACCCACGAGGUGGAAUUUAAUUGAAUAACUCUGGGUCGAAUGUUUUUACCGUUGUUGUGACAGGACACAUUUCCUUUUGUCCUCGGUAGUAUUUGACAACCUUUGGUGGCCAACCACCUCAACACAUUUGACACAGACAGUAGCCCAUUUGUCGCGUGGUGUGAGGACAGUUGGUCGGAGGACUUCGUAAAAUAUUCCUACAACUUCACUUGGGAGAAAAAGCCUGAAAUAACUGAUAAAGGCUCCCGUUUGGUCAAUGGGAUGUUAGUGGUCUGGAGACGUACCAGGACUGAAGGAGCAUGGUGAAGCACCAACCCCUGCAGGUUUACGAGAGGCAACUGUGUUUGUCAUGUCUCACAGGGAUCUAUGGGUGCCGCUGGAAACGGUACCAGCGGUCACAUGAUGACACCACCAAGUGGGAGUUCCUGUGGUCUCUCAUCCUCUUCUUCACUUUCUCUCUGCUCCUGGUCUGGUUCUACUUCUGGUGGGAGGCACACAACGACUACAAUGAGUUCAACUGGUUUUUAUAUAACCGCUCUGGGGAGUGGAGCGAUGGGACCGUUCCAAUCCUGGCCACUACCGCUGCCGGCUUCACUUAUAUUGCAUUUUUAAUGAUUUUAGCACUUUGCCACAUAGCAGUGGGACAACAGCUAAACUUGCACUGGCUGCACAAGAUAGGAGUGAGUACUGCCUUGCUGACCACUGCCAUCGGAUUCAUAUCUGUCAAUCAAACAUGGGGAGAAGAGUGGGCAGUCAUCCCUAUAUCACUCCAGGCCACAGGUCCCUUCCUACACCUAGGAGCUCUGGUGGCUGUCACCGCUCUGGCCUGGCUGGUGGCUGGGCAGGUCGCCCGCACAGAGAAAACAAGGUUCCAGGUGGUGGUUCUCCUGCUCUACCUGAGUGUUCUACUAGGCCUCUACAUGGCCCCCCUCUCCAUCACCUCCCCCUGCAUCAUGGACCACGCCAACCUCACACCACGGCCUGACGUCAUUGGCCACCAGGGCGCCCCCAUGCUGGCCCCAGAGAACACCAUCCUGUCCUUCCAGAGGGCUCUGCAGAUGAACGUCAGUGGGCUGGAGGCUGACGUGGCCAUCAGCCUUGACGGGAUACCAUUUCUGAUGCGAGACCGCACCUUGAGGAGGACUACAGAUGUGGGGAAGGUGUUUCCAUCCAGACAGCUGGAUGAUGCCUCCUCCUUCAACUGGACAGACUUACACAGCCUCAACGCCGGCCAGUGGUUCCUCAAGGACGACCCCUUCUGGACGGUCCAGUCCAUGGCUCAGAGGGAGGUGAUGCUGGUGGGGAACCAGAGUGUGUGUAGUCUGGAGCAGCUGCUGAGGCUAGCCACCCCGCAUAACCACACAGUGGUGUUCAACCUUCGCAGACCCCCGCACGGACACCCCUGCUACCACAGCUGGAUCAACGAUACCCUGGAGGUCAUACGCCUGUCUGGGAUUCCACAGCACCUGGUGAUGUGGACCCCAGACUGGGACAGGGGGCAGGUAAGACAGGUGGCUCCAGGGCUUCAGCAGACGUCAGUAGAGAAGCUGCCUCCUCAGGUCCUUCACCAGCAGGGAAUCAGCAGACUACUGCUACGUUACAGCCAGGCCAGUCCCUAUGACAUCCGAGAGUUCUCCAGGAGCAACGUGAGUGUGACUCUGUACACGGUCAACGAGCCCUGGCUGUUCUCUGUGCUCUGGUGCAGCGGCGUCUCCUCUGUCUCCUCUGAAGCCCCCAACAUCCUCAAAAAGGUGCCUUACCCCAUCUGGCUCAUGAGUCCAGAUGAAUACUGUCUGAUCUGGGUCGCCGCUGAUCUCAUCUCCUUCACUGUAGUAAUAGGUAUCUUUGUAUUCCAAAACUAUCACAUUAUCAGGUGGAGGUUGAGUGGCAUGCGCAGCUACAACCCUGAACAGAUCAUGCUGAGUGCCGCAGUCCGGAGGUCCAGCAGAGACGUCAACAUCAUGAAGGAGAAACUAAUCUUCUCCGAGGUGAGCAAUGGUGUGGGCAGUGCUGAGGACCUGUACAUGGAGAAUGGCUUCGACUACUACAACAACGAAGGCAUCUGCCAUUGACUCUCUCUCCUAAUGUGAAUCUACUGAAAGACACCCGACUCUACUAGCAUGUGGAAACUGAGUAAAUGAAGACUUCCAAGUGACUGUCUUGUGAUUGGCUUGUCUGUUCUGAUUACUCUUGUUUUACUCAGUGCAUCCAGAUAGUUUUUGGUUUGUUCCUCCGAACUACUGACUGACUGACUGAUUGAUUGAUUGAUUGACAGGCUGCUGUAUUGCUGAAGAAUCCCAGGCAAGCACCACCCAUUGCUUUGUACAUUCUGUAAAUAGGUUUGUUUUUGCUUGUUAUAUACAAUGUGGGACUAAAAGCACUUUUUAUUGAUGAACCAAUUGAUUCGUCAGAUCUGUGGCCUUACCUCUAGAUCAGGGGUGGGUAAACCUCUUGGCUCGAGGUCCACAACGGGAUUUUGAAAUUCAAUGGAGGGCUGCACAUUUUUUUUUUUUUUUUCAUUUGUUUGUCAAAAUCAAUUUGCUGGCCAGAAAAAUGCCAUUUUAUUUCAAAAUAUAUUGGUCCAUUAUAUAUAGUUUUUUACUCAAACCUCCUGUGGGCUGGGAUUGAAUGGGCUCAUGGGAGCCGGAUCUGGCCCACGGGCCGUAGUUUGCCCAGCCCUACUAUAGAUCCUUUGGAGCCCCCCCCAGUUACCAAUGCUUGUUUAUUAUUAAGAACCUAUUUGUUUGUUUCUACACUGUUCUUUUCUUGCUGUCACUUUAUAGCACAGCCAAUUCUUAGUUAUAUAGAGGAAUUACUACUUGUGCAGCAUUGCAACUUUUUCUUGCCUUCUUUGGGCGCUAUUGUACUUUUUUGGAACAAAAACAACAUGAACAAGCUGUUUACAGAGGUCCUGCCUUCUCCGACUGAGUGAAAUAUUUACAUCAUGUAAGAUAAUGAUUUGAAUAGAUGUUUUGAACAACAUUUCCUUCAUCCAUGCAUGUGAUAUACAAUAUCAAGUGACUUCAUAUGAGCUGUGCUGUCUCGGGCAGGGCUUGUGUUCAGGCAGAACUGAUGUCUACUGGAUGUGGUUUUGUGAUGUUUUCGGUUCAUUGUGAAUGUGUUUUGAUUUUUAAAGGAUGCGUACAGUGCACUGUGUAUUAUGGCAGUAGAGAUUUCACCCCCUACCCCUAGUGUGCAGUUCUACAUGGAGUGUGUACAUAUUACAAACGAUUUAUAUGCUAUGGCUGGCUGAGCAUUAUAUUGGAAAUGUGAUCCUGAUUAUGCAUUAUAAUAGCUAUAGUGUUGAGAAGUUUAUGAAAGUCAGUCAUUUAAAUAUUUUGCCGACCAACUUCUCAAUGGCAAUUGAACUCAUGAUGGUGUUUGAAAAGCAAAGUGCAUCAUAUGGUGAUAUUAAAGGGUAUCUUUUAUGUUGUGAUGAAGUGGGGUGUGUUAUAUUAACUGUGAAAAUAAAGCUCUAGGCUGUUGAAGGGACGACGCUGAGUAUCAGAAUAGUUCACACAGGGUCAAGGAAUGGAUUGACUUGUGUUCAUUUACUCCUUUUGGUAUUUGUGUGCCUCAGAAGUCAACAUUAAAAUGCUUCUGAUACCAAAGUGA
Molecule: messenger RNA, 3722 nt
Organism: Coregonus clupeaformis (lake whitefish)
Lineage: Eukaryota; Metazoa; Chordata; Actinopteri; Salmoniformes; Salmonidae
Product: glycerophosphodiester phosphodiesterase domain-containing protein 5
Exons: 17
Coding region: 407-2179 (590 amino acids)
Biological process (GO): positive regulation of neuron differentiation; lipid metabolic process
Cellular component (GO): plasma membrane
Molecular function (GO): glycerophosphodiester phosphodiesterase activity
Source: RefSeq, a predicted model, not a curated record